Molecule: messenger RNA, 4647 nt
Organism: Pomacea canaliculata
Lineage: Eukaryota; Metazoa; Mollusca; Gastropoda; Architaenioglossa; Ampullariidae
Product: prosaposin-like
Exons: 24
Coding region: 1-2628 (875 amino acids)
Biological process (GO): sphingolipid metabolic process
Cellular component (GO): lysosome
Source: RefSeq, a predicted model, not a curated record
AUGGAAAAUCAGUCUCCUAAGCCACGGAAAACUGCAGAAGACAUCCCUACACUUAGAAAGCCAAGCCACUUAUCAAGAAAAUGCAUCUUUAUGCAAGGUCAGUGUGCACAAAUAGGGGACAGGAAAUGCACAUGGGGUCCAUCUUACUGGUGCAGUCAUCUGCAUCAUGCAAAAGAUUGUGGUGCAGUACAGCACUGCCUGAACACAGUGUGGGCUAAUCAGAAAGAAGGCAUGAUGGGCACAACAGAAACUUGCUUUGAUGUGAUCAGAGUUAUGGAUGCUGCUCGCAAAUCUGCCAUUUAUGGCGAUAAGGAGCUACUAAAGCACAUGGCUAUGGCUUGCACUGGCUUCCCAGUAGAGAAGCGAGACAAGUGCCAAGAAUUUCUGAACAAUGACCAGAAGGAAUUGCUGCUGCUGCUCAAGAGUGACCUGGUCAGUGAAGGGAACUACUGCACAGACUGUGUGAAUUUUUUUGGUGAUUUGAGGGAAAUCUUCAAUAAUUCUGAGAGUCAGGCCAUAGCCUUGCUGAAACAAGAUGUCUGUGCUACAUUGAAAUAUGAGGAACUGAUCAAUCUUUGCAACCAACUUGUGGAUGCUUACGUUGGUACAGCAUUCAACAUUGUCUACCAGCAGCUGAACCCCCAGGACAUCUGCACCAUACUUAAACUGUGCUCAAGUGAUUCACGAGAUGUACCCAUGGAGAAACUGCAACAUUUUUUUUCAUACAUGAUGCAAGUGCCGAAGGUGAAGAGUGAUGCAGAAUGUGCAAUGUGUCUUAAUGCAACUAAGAUGAUUCAGGACGAACUUCGUGAUGGGAAUAUACAGAAAAAGCUGGAGGAUGUACUUGAAAAUGGCCUUUGUUCAUUACUUCCAACGACAGCAGCAACAGAGUGCAAGUCCUAUGUGGCAACAUAUGCUCCUUUGGUCUUUGAAGUGCUGGUAUCUGAGCUUGAUCCUCAGACAUUUUGUGAUGAAGUCAAAUUGUGCCCUGCACCAGCCAUUCCCAAAAGCAACAUCCUAGCUACUGCAUUGAAAGUGCAAGGCCUACCUACCUGCGCUCUUUGUGAAGAGGUCUUAAAAAGGCUUGAAGAAAUGCUUCCAGAGAAAGCUAUUGAGCAAGAUGUGGUGGCUGCUUUAGAUCAAGUCUGCAGUCGCUUAACUGGGGACAUCAGUGCCAAGUGUAAUGCAUUGGUUCAGGAGUAUGGUCCUAAAAUUAUACAAAUCAUCUUGGCAGAAGGACCAGCUGCUGUUUGCACUGGUUUGGGACUUUGUGUUGGUCAGAAACAUUUGGAAGUGGUUUCUCUUGGAUCACCCCUCACAAAUGUACAUGUCAUGGGGCCAAAAAAGGAAACAAGCAGUGUGGGCUGUACACUUUGUGAGCUUGUUACUACUAAAUUGUAUGAAAUCCUGGGAAAUAACAAAACUGAGUCCGUCAUUGAAAAGGCUUUGGAAAAUGCAUGCAAUGUUGUGCCAGCAGAGUAUGUGGCAGAGUGUACAGCCUACGUGCAGCAGUACACUCAGCUCAUUAUCCAGCUUAUUGAAGCAGGUGCAUCUCCUGAAGUGGUGUGCAGCAAACUUGGCCUCUGUUCACAGAAAGUCAGUGUUCCAGUCAGUCCUGAAAAAAAAAUAAAGGGACCAGAUGUGCUGUGUGAACUGUGUAAAAUCGUUGUUCAGAAAGCAGAAGAAUUUCUACAACAGAAUAAAACAGAGCAAGAGAUUGAGGGAGAAUUGGAUAAGUUGUGCUCACUACUGCCAAGCAGUGAUUCAUGUAAACAGAUGGUUAACGAAUACCUUCCUACAAUAAUCAUACUGCUGAAGCAGGAGCUAACACCAGAUGCUGUUUGUCAACAGCUGUCUUUAUGUACAACUGCAGUCAAUGUUGCAGUCUCUUCUGAAAAAGAGAUGAAAGGAUCAGCUAUAUCAUGUGACAUGUGUAAAAUUUUGGCUGAGAAAGUAGAUAAAGUGCUGGAGCAGAACACAACAGAGGCAGAGAUUACCGAUGUGUUGGUCAAAGCUUGUGGUUUUCUGAAAGGUGACCUUAAUGCUCGCUGCAUUUCUUUUGUUGAUGAGUAUGGGCCCAUGAUUGUAAAAUUGAUUGCCCAGGAGAUUACCACUGCAGAAAUAUGCUACAGCUUGAAGCUGUGCCUUGGCAAGGGAUCUCAAGCAGUAAGACCACAUGUGGCUGCCAGCAGUGGUGAUGACUGUCUGAUAUGCAAGGAAAUUAUUAAUUCUUUCAACCAGGCACUAGAAGAUCCCAGCACUGAGAAGAACAUUGAGGACCUUAUGUUAAGUGGUUGCAACAGCUUGCCUGCUGGAUAUCAGAACAUGUGUAGUGAUCUUGUCCAGAGCUACUUUCCUGAGCUUGUGGCAAUGUUGACUCAGAAUGAUCUGGAAGUGUGCACUAUGUUAAAACUGUGUACUAAUGCUACACAACCUAGCAGACCUGUGCAGAAGUCAUCUCCACUGAUUUUCAAGCCUAUGUCGGAGAUUCGCAAGCCUCUUCUUGGCCAGGAAAAGUGUACCUAUGGCCCGAGUUAUUGGUGUGCAAGCAAAGAGAAUGCUCACCAAUGCAAUGUGCCCAUUGAACACUGCAUUGAAAUGAAGCUGAUGAAGAAAGAUGAUGUUUAAAGAGAUCAGAGUGUUGCUGAAUAACAAAGCUUCACUCCCCACCACCCCACCUUUUCCCCUCCAUCUAAAUAUUUUGAAUUUUGCCUUCAUGAUCUAUCUGCAAAUGCUCCCUUGAUGAUUGUAUUAAAGUUUAUUCCAAGUUUAAAUUUUGAUUUUGCUGUGCUUGUCCCUCUCAUAAUUUUUAUUGACAGUUUGCUCUUCUUAUCAUUUUGAUCUUGCUGUGGACUUUUAAAUUCUCAUCUAUGUAGAUCCUUUUUGCUUUCUUUUUUCUUUUUUUGGGCUACCGCCAUCUGUGGAUGUUUUUGAAGGCUUUCUCACAUGAUCUUAUAGAUUAUUUGCAAGUAGUAUCUCCGGUAUCAACUUAAUCUCACCUAUGAUGUGAUGAAAAUACUUUUAAAUGUUGAGUACCUGUUCCAAGUGACUUGUGUAUUAUUUGGGAAACAGAGUGAAUACCAUGGAGAUGAACAUAAUAUUAAAGUACAAUACAAAAUGUAAAGAUAACCAUUUGCUUUUUCUUUACCAUAUUUAGUUUUUCCUAAGGAUAGAAGCAAGUAAUUGUUGCUCCAAGACUCAAAUGCAAUUUUAAUUUUCUUGCAUAGUUAUACUGAAUGUGGAUGUGAUUCCAGUUAGAUGGGAAACAUCUUGAUGUGGAUAUCUUAGGUGAUAUCCCUUAUUCUUUAUAUUAUAUGCUCAGUGUUUUUCCUAUUUUGUGCCAUAUUGACCAGAAAAAUAUUUACUCAAUAAAAAGUAGUAUUAAGUAAACAAUGGUCUAUUAGGUGAAUUGACUGUGAUUAGUUAUAUAAUAGUUUUUUGUGGUUUGCUUAUGGCAAUAAUUAACAUAUACAGUUCUGAGAAGUGUUAUAUAUAAUUCAUAUAAAAUACUUGUUUUUUAUUUUUUUAGUAUCAAAUAGUCUGUUGUAAACAGUCAUGCCUGAAGAUCAUUCAGCAUUUGGUGACAUUGAUGAAUUUGUUAUUGUGAUCUACAUAGAUGAGCAGCCAUUAAAAAUAGCAAUGUUUACUAAUAUUGCAAACUAGCUGUUAAAGGAGCAUUGGAAAGAUCUGGUCUGGUGACAAAGAUCUGAAGCCAUUUGCAGAUCUGUUUUUUCUUAUAGGUUAGCUAUAUAAUCCUUACAGGAAAUUCUCGUUACAGGAAUCUCAGUUAAGGCCAAAAAUUGGGAAUUUUUAUAGGUUUUCUUCAUUUCUUGAAAUUUUAAGGCUAUUCUUUGCUUUGAAUAGCUGACUGUUGUCCACUUUCUAGCUUUCAUUUGUGCUGCAGGAAAUUAAUGAAGCAUUAGCAUUUCAACUUCAACUUGUUACCAUACUCUCAGAAGCUGUAAAAACAUUUCAGAAAUAGCUCAACAGAGGAAGAAGACAAUGGAAUAAGACUGAACCAGAAUUAAAUAAGCUGGCAAAUUUAGAUAGGUUAAGACUGCUGGUGGUGAUUAGUGGUAAUGAAGGGAGAUCUGUAUAACUGAUUAAUCUACAUAUUAAAUUUUCUUGAGAUUAUUAAAGGAUUUUGCCGUGUGAUCUGUUGUAAAAAUGGAAUUACUUCUGUUGGAAAUAUUUUUGUUUCAGUAGAUACUUUUAGUCGGCAUGUAUUCUUUCUCCUUUUAAGAGAAGCUUACAGGUGCCUUUUUUUUUUUCUUUUUUGGUUGAAAACCUAGAACAAUCUUGGAUUUGUAGUAGAAAUAAAAUGACAAUGAUAACCCAUUGUAGUGACAGUUAACAUGAAGGGGAAACUAAGAAUUUUUCAUUUUCAGGUUGUUUGACCUGUGACUAAUUAAAGAAAAUUAACAAUACUAAAGGAUAAACGGUUUUGCGAUUGGGCCUAAUUUGAAGACAUGCUGUGGUCCAUUUAGGUGAAAUGCAAAUGUGAUAUAUAGUUUACGUACUCCGAACUCUUUGAUCAUCAUUCUUCCAUUGUAAAUUUAAGCUCUUUGUGAUGUUGGUCAGGAAACCUGCCAAUGAUAGCUUAUAUUGUGCUGCUUUUGGAAAAUAAACAUUCCUUAAUUUUUCAAA